AUGUUCACCUUGAACGAUUGCCUAGGGAUUGUUCGUUGCUACAGAGAAGACGCAAGCAACGAAGGCGACAAAACGGUCUACAACCUUUUGCUGGAGUUCGCUCCCGGCAGUUCCCUCAGGAAUCUCAUGCAGAGAAACAAUGAAGGGAAGCUAUCGGAGUCUAAUGUGAGGCGCUACGCUAUGAUGAUCCUUAAGGCUCUAAGACACAUGCAUGAGAGGGGUUACGCGCACUGUGACGUUAAGCCCGAGAACAUUAUUGUUUUCCCGUCCAAGAAUGGUGGAAACAGUGUGAAGAUAACUGAUUUUGGAAUAGCGCAAAAAAUAAGAGACGACAUAAGAAGUUGUAGUCUUGGAAAUGGUGGUUCACACUGUGGACAUCUUCCCUUCGCUUCUAUUUUGCAUGGUUCACACAUAGGGUCGAUGGAUAUAUGGUAUCUCAGGUACAUGGUGGCGGACAUGUUGACUGGAAAAUUGGUAUGGGAGUAUCGGGAAUUUUGGGACCUAAGGUGUCAGGUUCCUCCUGGAGCUAGGAAGUCUUGA
Messenger RNA from Diospyros lotus (date-plum), 540 nucleotides. Its product is annotated as mitogen-activated protein kinase kinase kinase 20-like. Gene Ontology annotation, biological process: protein phosphorylation. Gene Ontology annotation, molecular function: ATP binding; protein kinase activity. The record is from RefSeq and is a predicted model, not a curated record. The coding region runs from base 1 to 540 and encodes 179 amino acids. The transcript has a single exon. Lineage: Eukaryota; Viridiplantae; Streptophyta; Magnoliopsida; Ericales; Ebenaceae.